Micromonas commoda is the source of this 5112-nucleotide messenger RNA. RefSeq lists its product with no specific name. The record is from RefSeq and is a predicted model, not a curated record. Gene Ontology annotation, biological process: transcription initiation at RNA polymerase II promoter. The transcript has a single exon. The coding region runs from base 1 to 5112 and encodes 1703 amino acids. Gene Ontology annotation, molecular function: RNA polymerase II general transcription initiation factor activity; chromatin binding; transcription cis-regulatory region binding. NCBI's taxonomy places the organism in Eukaryota, Viridiplantae, Chlorophyta, Mamiellophyceae, Mamiellales, Mamiellaceae. Gene Ontology annotation, cellular component: transcription factor TFIID complex.
AUGCCGGCGUCGGCCAUGGACGUCGACGCGCCCAGGGCCUGGCUCCCCGACGUGCGGCGGCAGCAUCUGGACCUGGACGUCGGGUUCGUCCCCGGCGCGGGAGGGUACGUGCGGGGGCACACCACGAUCGUCUGCAGGCCGCUGCCGACGGAAUCGGGGGACGCCACAACGCUCACGCUGCACGCUCACGAGCUCGUGGUGACGCGCGUGACGGUGAACGACGCGCCCGCGCGCGUGAUCCGACGAGGGAGGACCGCCGUGCGUCCCGACGGGUCCGACGAUCCAUCGGGUGACGACGUCGACGCCCUCGCCGUCGCCGACGCCGGCGCGCUGAGCUCCGGGGCCAACAUCGCGAGGAACGCGUGCGAGGGAAUGCUCGCGGACGCGCGCGCCGUCGCCGACGGCGCGGCGGACGAGCUCGUCAUCGCGCUCGAGGACGGCGGGGUCAUCGCGAGCGGCGGGUCAUCCGAGGAUGUAGUCGUCAGGGUCUGGUACGGCGCGGGCACCGCGAUGAACGCGUUCGGGGUCCAGCCCCCGGACUCGUGGAGGCGCAUCGCGCCGCUCGUGGCGCACCCGCGCCCUCCGCGGGCGGGCGAGGACCCGGGGGGGAACGACCCUACGGGGGGGAACGACGCGGGGGGCGACGGGAACGGCGGCGAGGGAACCGGCGGGAACAAAGUCGCACAGCUGGACGAAGUCGCACAGCUGGACGAAGUCGCACAGCUGGACGAAGUCGCACGAAGCCGCGGGGAGGAGCCCAUCGACGCGUACGCGGGCUGGUGUAACCCCGGGGACGGGGCGUUGUGCGCGUUCGUCGAUUCGGACGAGGGGAACGCGCGGUAUCUGUGCGCGCCGGGCUCCGCGUUGCGUCCCGCGGCGUGGUUCCCGUGCGUCGACGACGGCGGCUCGUUGGUUCACUUUAGCGCCGUCGUUAAGGUCGACCCGGACCUCACCGCGGUUCUCCCGGGGGUGCUCACCAAGACGGACGUCAUCGAGGAGACGAUACGUAGCCCGGACGACGGCGCACCCGCCCGGACGCGGUCGCGACGGGCCUUUCACUACGUCUCCGGGGGGGUGCCGGUGCAGGCGCACCAGAUGGUGUUGGCGGUUGGCACCUUCGCCACGCGAAAGAUCCCGACGUCGACGGCGCACGGGGAUACGUUCGCCGCCGCGGCUCGGGCGGAGGAGGAGGACAAGGAGGAGGAGGCGGCCAAGAACGACGCGGACGGUACUAACGCCAGGUUCCACCAGUACCUGGACAACGCCGCGGAGUCAACCGCGCACAGCUCGACGCACGCGCUUCACUGUCCGCCGUGCUACGCGGAGAACGAGCUUCCCGCGGCGGCUUCGUGCGCCACGUCGGCGCUGAAGUCGUUCGAGACCUACCUGGGCCGACCGUUCCCGUACCCCGGCGGCCUCACCUUCUGCUUCGUUCCCCCCGACGCGCUGCCGGUCUCGAUGGACCUGCGGUUGCCCGCGAUGCUGGGCGCGGGCGUCACGAUUCUCUCGACGGAUAGGCUCGGUCACCCGCUCUCGGCGGCGGACCUCGUCACCUCUCGAACGGCGAUCGCGGAAUGCGCCGCGAGGCAGCUCUUCGGCGGGUUCCUGGAGCCAAGGGAGGACACCGACGCGUGGCUGGCGGAGGGACUGGCCAGUUACAUGGCGGGCGCGUGCUACAUCUCGUCGCUGAUGGGCGCGGAUGAGCUGAAGUAUCAGAGGGCGCGGGAGGUGGAGGCGGUGGUCGAAUGCGACGACGGCGACGCCUUGCCUCCGCUGGCGUCCCCUUCCGCGAGGAUAUGGGCGCGCGGACGGUCCGCGUGCGGCGCCUCCGCGGAAGAGGUGAAGGCGCGGGCCGUCGGGGAGGCGCGCGCGCGAGGGGAGGACCCGGAUGCCGUCGCGGCUCUCGAGCACGCCAGAGACGUCGCCCCGGCGAGCAAGCCGCCGAGGCCUCCCGCGCCAGGCGUCGACACGCUCGUGCGGUGCAAGGCCGUGGCCGUCGUGGAGAUGCUCGAGCGCAAGCUCGGGGAGGAGGGGAUGCAAAAGGUGAUCAGGAAGCUCGCCUCGCUGCAGGGCAAGGCUCCCGGCGCGGAGUCCCUUCAGGAGGCUGCGAUUGCCGCGUCAAAGGCUACCAGGGCGGCUAAGGAAAAAGCUGCGGCGGCGGCGGAGGCGGCGAAGACCGAGGGCGCGGACGAGUCCGCGAACGCCGCCGCGAAGGAGAAGGCCGCCGCGACCGCGCGCGAGCAGCUCCAGCGGGAGCACCAGGAGUCCAUCGCGUACCACGCCCUCGCGGAGUCACCGGCUCGGUUCCUCCGGUCGCGGGUGUUUCUCAACCUGUGCAGGCAAAACGCGACGAUGACGAAGGCGGACAUGUCCGCGUUCAACGCGCGCUGGAUCGAGGGAUGCGGCUGCCCCAGGCUCACCGCCGCGUACACCUUCCGCAAGACCCGGCGACAGGAGCUCCUGUUCGCGAUCAAGCUCGACGGUUGCCUCGCCGCCGCCGCGGCGGACCGGGUGGCGUGGAGCAAAAACCCGAAGGUUUCCGUGACUGUCCGGAUCCAGGAGAACGACCUGCCGCCGUCCGACCACGCCGUCUCCCUCUCCGCGCACGACAGGGCGUACGUGCUCAUGCCCCUGCAGCUCGUCACCAAGCCCAAGGACAGGCGCACCAUCGCGCGCCAACAGGAGGCUGCGAUGAGACGGCAGCAGCAGGCGAUGGAAGCCGGCAAGGCGAACCCGGAUAACCUCGACGCGAUGGCCGCCGCCGAGGUGCUCCAGUGGGAGUGCCCGGUGUCGUGGGUUCGCGUGGACCCCGAGGGGGAGUGGCUUGCCAAGGUGGUCCUGCCCUCGGCGCAGCAAGGUCUGGAAGGGAUGAUCACCAAGCAGCUCAUGUCGGAGCGCCCGGCGGAUCCGGCGGCUCAGAUGUGGGCCAUCCGGUUCUUGCGGGAGCGCGCCGAGAACGGCUCCACCUCGGCGGUUAACGCGCUGUUGCAGUGCGCCGAGGACCCUAAAACGUUCUGCAGGGUCCGCGCCCUCGCCGCGAUGGCGUUGGGCGCCUGCGCGUGCGACGGGACGCAGAGAUCCAACCUCGCGUUGUCGUCGGUGACGAGGACGUACCGCAGGCGUCGAUGCGAUCCACGAACGGGCAAACCUAAACCCACCGACCUCGCCGACUUCGCCGCCGCCAUCGUCGACGAGGGCUUGCUCACCGCGCUGGGCCUACCCCGCGCGCCCCCGGAGUCCACGAGCGGUUGGGAGGACGCGGACGACGCGUGGGUUACCCCGACGGAGUGCGUGGAUUUGCUGGUGGACGCGCUGAACCACACGGAGAGCGACGGGGAUCCGCACGAUUCGUCGUCGCUCAUCGCGACCGCGAUUCACGCGCUCGGCCGGGCCAGGCCCGCCACCCUCGACGGCGUCCGGCGGAUCACGCGGGCGAUCGCCGGGCGCAUGCGCGAGAACGCGACCAUCUGCGGCGUCGGCGGGCGCGCGCACGAGGGCGGCCGGCGGGUCAUGGUCGCGGGGAUGCUCGCGCUUCGGACACUUCUGGAGCGCCUUCCGCCGCUCCCGGAAUCCAUCCGAGCCGCGAACGAGGCGAAGAAGGCCAUCGAAGCGGCGGGCGGCGGCGCGAACGGCCAAGGCGGACCCGGGGUCAGGCGGCGGCGCUCGGCGGUGACGUCCCUCGGUGACGCCGAGGAGAAGGCGCGGCUCUCCGCCGUCGCCGUCGCCGCCGUCGUCUCGGAAUGCGUCGCGACGGCGAGGUCUUUCGUCGCCGAUCGCGUCGGAAUAGACCCGUGUCCGGCCGUGCGACGCGCCGCCGUCGCGCUCCAGUUUGGCAUCGAGGCGUCGCACGGCGGUCCGUGCGGCGUCGCGAGGGCCCUCGCGUUUGCGACGCUCGCGUGCAAAGCCGAACAAAGCGGCGGGGUUCGCGCCGCCAUCCUCUGGGACGCCCGCGACGCCCUGCGUGCGAUGCCGGACGCCCCCGCGCAGCUCGCAGCGCUCACCGGGGGAUCAGGCACCGGCACCGCGAGCGACCCCGACCGCCACGGCUUUGACGUCUUUGAGUGGACCGCCACGUCGCUGCGCAUCGCGUCGCGGCGGGCGGGGGCGGAGACGGCGACGGCGGCGCUCGCGGUGAUGCGCGCCGCGUCCGGGCUCGACGACGAUUACCCCCACGAGCGGGACCUCGCGGACUUAAAAGCUAGGGAGGCGGCGAGGGAGGCUGUCCUCGCGGGCGCCGCGCAGGCUGCAAACGACAUUGAGGACGAGGCGGACGAAGCGGAGCGUUUAGAGCGCCGACGUAAAAAAGAGGAAAAGGCGAAGGCCCGCGCGGAGAAGGAGGAACGAAGGGCGCGGAAGGAGGAGAGACGCGCGAGGCGACGCGCGGCGGAGGCUGCCGCGGCGGCGGAGGCGGCGGCGGAGGCUGCAGCCGCGGGCGGCGGGGUUGGGGACGACGGCGCGGGCGCGUCCGAGAUGAUCACGGACGCGGAUGGGGACGUCACGAUGGGGGGUUUCUCCGACGGCGGGCCCGUGUCCGGUCUCACGGGUGGCGUCACCGGCGUCACGGGCGUCACGGACGACGCGGAGGACAGCGGAGCCGAGGGAGGGGCCGAAGGGAAGAGCGCCGAGCCGCUGUCGCAGGCGACGGGGACACCGUCGCUGGAGACGCCCGUGACGGCUCCGGCGCCCGCGGCUCCGGCUCAUCCGGCGCCCCCUCCCCCUCCCGCUCCCGUUCCCGCUCCGGCGGCUCCGGCUCCGGCUCCGGCACCCGCCCCGGCGGCGGCGGCUCCUCCUCCUCCCGCCGAACCCGCGCAGGUCGUCGGCGUCAAACGCGACCGGGACGAGGCGUUCAACUCCGCGGCGGGAACUCCGAGCUCGGCGGCGGGGGCGGCGGGGGCGGCGGCGGCGGUCACGCCGGCGGAGCAGCCGGCCAAGAAGCCGAGGCUGGUGUUUGCCUUUGGCGCCAAAAAACCCGCGGCUGCCGCGGCGCCCGCGGCGCCCGAGCCCGAGGUCAAGGAGAAGAAGGAGAAGAAGGAGAAGAAAGAUAAGAAGGAGAAGAAGGAGAAGAAGGAGAAGCGAGAAAAGGAGCGAGCGGCGGCGGACGCCGCGCCGUAG